Molecule: messenger RNA, 3247 nt
Organism: Papaver somniferum (opium poppy)
Lineage: Eukaryota; Viridiplantae; Streptophyta; Magnoliopsida; Ranunculales; Papaveraceae
Exons: 5
Coding region: 802-3144 (780 amino acids)
Molecular function (GO): zinc ion binding
Source: RefSeq, a predicted model, not a curated record
UAUAAUUGUUGGGAAAAUUGGGAAUAUGUCCCACUUUCACUAAUUUGUUUGGGGAUCUAUCCCAUAACGGAAAAAAUUAAGAAAUCUAUCCUAGAGAGAGAAAAAAACUGUUAAGUGGCUAACCUCACACAUGUGUGGGCUUACACAUGCGACAGAUUCACUUUUUUACCCUCAACCUUUAGAUGAGCGACACGUCACUUUGCAUGACACGUGUUUGGGAUCCGACGGUCGAUCGCGAGUAGUAACUUUGGUUUUCUUCUUUGUACAGAAGAGAAAUCGAGAUAAGAAGAGAAAUCGAGAGCAGCAAUAGGUAUUGAGAGUAAACAAUUUUAGCAGAGAGAAAUCGAGAACCAAGAGAAACAAAAAGGUAUAUGGUGUGAAAUAGUGAUAGAUCUAGUUCGUUGAUGUGUUGUUAGAAAGGAUCAUGUGUUAUUGAAGGAAGAACAACUCCAAUAUCAGAUUCGUUGCUUUCAAAGUUGCGAAAUCUUCUCAAAUCAUUUUUAUUAGGUACAUCAGAUUGCCUAAAUCAGAUUGCCUAAAUCAGAUUGCCUAAAUCAGAUUGCCGGGAUUAAUUUUUGCUUCAGGAAAGUGAUUGAAAGGAAUUUUAGGCUAACUGUUCUAAAUCAGAUUGCCGGGAUUGAAGCUGGUAAAGCAUUGUAUGUGUUGAAUGUAUUUGCAAAUGAUAUUAGCUUUGAUGGGUUUAUUGAACACGUAAGGAGUAGGUUGAAUUUGUCUACGGACCACAAAAUCGAAAUACUCUGGGACUGUAACUUACUACUUGAUGCAUGUGAUUUCUUUGAAAUGCUUAAAUGUGCUGAGCAAGAUGAGGAUGGAUUUGUUAUGUUAGAUUUGUGUAUAAAUGGUGGUGAAGAUGAUGAUAUGGAUGGUGGUGGUGGGGUUCAUAUGGAAAGAAGUUGUGUAACUGAUCCUAGAUUUAGAAAGAAGAUGACUCCAAAGAAGAAAUGUGUCUCUAAGCCAAAUAUGACACCUAGAAGAAGUCCAAGACUGCAAAAGAAGUCGAAGAAGCAAGAGAAGUUAAGGAAAAAGCUACCUACAAGACUGGAUUUUGAAGAUGAAGCUCUGAAUGAAGUUGAAGUUCAAGUUACGCAGGCUAGUGUGGCUGAUAACCAAGGAGUAGUAGAUGUGAAUGAAAGUGAAGCAUCCACACAUGCAGAUAAAUUGGAAGUCACACGUGAUGACGAAGAAGAUCAACCAGUAAAACUCCCAAAUAUAGCUGUAGAUGAGUGUAACCCGGAUGAUAAUUUUGAAUUUGAGUAUGAAUCAAGUGAUGAUGAAAUUAAAGGGAGGGAGAAAAAUGUUGAAGGGUAUGAGACUAAUGAUGAUGGGUAUUUUCCUUAUGAUUAUGCAGAUGUAGAAGUUGAAGAAGAUGAUGAGGGGAAUAGAACUGAUGAUGGUGAGUCCAAUGGUGAUGUUCUUGGAAAUGAUGAUGUGUCUGCAAGUAAUGAUGUUCCUGCAAACGGUGAUGUACCUGCAAAUGGUAAUAUGCCUGCAAAUGGUAAUAUGCCUGCAAAUGUUGAUAUACCUGCAAAUGGUGAUAUUCCUGCAAAUGGUUAUGUGCCUACAGAUGGAGAUACCCCUGAAGUGCCUUGGACUGAAGAUAUGGAAGCUGAGUGGCAAUUUUAUUUUGGUGGUACAAAUGCUGAGGACCCGGUAGAUUUGUCUAUGCUUGAAGAACCAAUUCCUGAACCUACUCCUGGUGUGUUGAUGAAGGGGAUGAUUUUUCCAGAUAGAGAUGCUUUCACAGAUCAUCUUAGGUACUAUGCAGUGAAGACGAAGAACAAUUUUAAGUACAAGAAGCUUGACUUUGAAAGAGUUGUCGCUGAGUGUAUGAAUAAAGACAAUCAAGGUUGUAAGUGGGAAGUUACUGCAAGAAAAAUACCAAAAGAGGCCACCUUCAGCAUCAGAAAAGUUGGUGAAGAACAUAGUUGUGUUGGUCCUGGAGAUCAUACGAAUCCUGCUUGCAAUGCAAGGUUUGUAAGUGAGUAUUUGAAGAAGAAACUAACAGCUACGUCAACAAUUCCAAAGGCUCGGGAGAUAAUUGAUGACUGGAUAUGGCCAGCUUUUGAUACAUAUGUUCCAUAUUGGGUUGCAAAUGAUGCAAGGAAUAUGGUUUUACAACACUUCAAUGGUAGUUAUGAGGAAUCUUUUGCAAAGAUUAGGGACAAGCCAGUUUGCAAGUUGCUAACCAUGUACUCUCAGAUGGUUAUGUUGUUGUUUGCCAAGAGAAAUGCAGUAGCUGCCAAAUGGAAAAGUGGUCAACUAGUCCCUGCUGCACUCGAUCUAAUUAAGAAAAUGACAGAUAACAUAAGCCAGUUUAAGACUGGUCCUUCACAGAUAUUAAAAUUGUAUGAAGUUACUAACAGGGCCACAGGAAAAGUGUUUACAGUUGACAUUAUUGAAAAAACUUGUUCUUGUAUCCAAUGGCAGCUCAGGGACUUCCCCUGUCAGCAUGAUGUGUGUGUGUUGGUCACCAUGAGACCAGAUUGGCCUAAGUACUGUAGUAAAUACUACACAGUGGAUUUUUAUAGGACCACAUACUCCUGGGCAAUUACACCACUAGGAAACAUGGAAGACUGGCCUGAGUGUGAAGGAGUAAAGAUCAAACCUCCACAUUUGCUUAGAGAACCAGGCAGGCCUUGUGUCAACAGGAAGAGGUCCUGGACAGAGAUGAACCCCGAGAAGAAAGCGAGACACUGUCGUAAGUGUGGUGGUUCGAGGCACAACAGCAGAACAUGUAAAGGUGGUGAGGUUGGAUCCAACCCCAAGGGAAAGAAAGCUAGAGUUGAAUGCGAGGUGAAUGGAAGUUCAUUUACAACCACUACCUCAAAACCAAAAAAGAUUCCCACUGGAACCAAGAUCAGAAGGAGCAGAGCAAGUGAUUCUGGUAAAAAGACAACCUCAAGGACUGCUUCAUCUUCUGAAACUGUUAAAAAGACUACAUCAAUUGCAACAACUAAGCCAGAAGGAAAACAACCAAAGCCUAAAACUGCUGCUACAUCAUCUAGUGUGAAUGUGUCCAUCAGAAACAUCAACAAGGGCCCUGUGAAGCAGACCAUUAACAAUUUCAACUAUGAUGCAGGUUCAAAGAGGCAGAGGAAGCCUACAGUCCAGUUUGAUUUGUAAGCUUGAUCAAUGUUCAUUUUGGUGUUUAAAUUCGAUUUAAUCUGUGUGAGAAGCAACUGUUGAGAUAGUGUGUUGGACCAAUGUUAAAUUAUCUUUGGUUAAA